AUUGGGGGUCGUGGAGAUUCGAACACAUGACCUUUCGGUUCUAGGCUCUGAUACCAUGUCAUAAACCAGUUGGUCCCAAUAACUCGAGUUGUUGGGAGAAGGUUAUGCUGGAUCUUAUACAGGCCUGUGUAUGGUGCUUAACCACUUCCUUACACGCCCCCUCAAACGAAAGCCGACUCAUGGGCUUGAAGUUUGCACAGGCCCGCCAUACCAUG
Molecule: messenger RNA, 215 nt
Organism: Linum tenue
Lineage: Eukaryota; Viridiplantae; Streptophyta; Magnoliopsida; Malpighiales; Linaceae
Source: the annotation of a GenBank genome assembly